Messenger RNA from Pseudomyrmex gracilis, 1140 nucleotides. RefSeq names its product succinate dehydrogenase [ubiquinone] iron-sulfur subunit, mitochondrial (gene SdhB). The transcript has 7 exons. The record is from RefSeq and is a predicted model, not a curated record. Bases 113 to 952 code for a protein of 279 amino acids. Lineage: Eukaryota; Metazoa; Arthropoda; Insecta; Hymenoptera; Formicidae. Gene Ontology annotation, cellular component: mitochondrial membrane. Gene Ontology annotation, biological process: respiratory electron transport chain; tricarboxylic acid cycle; aerobic respiration. Gene Ontology annotation, molecular function: 2 iron, 2 sulfur cluster binding; electron transfer activity.
UUACGUUACUUUGUAUAUUAUCUACACUAUGCCGUUAGUGCGCAGGUAGAUUUUUAUAGUUAUGUAAGGUUGCCAUGAACUUGUGAUACGGAAUCUACGAAAUUCUCCGAAGAUGGUUGGGAUUGCACCAAAUACCUGCAGAAAUGCGCUGCGUCAAAUCAGGGCUUUGCAUACUGCACCAGUUCAAAAUGCUGAGGCCAGAGUGAAGACCUUUUCAGUUUAUCGCUGGAAUCCUGACAAACCCGAUGAAAAACCAUACAUGCAGAAAUAUAAAAUUGACCUGAAUAAAUGUGGCCCAAUGGUAUUGGAUGCGUUAAUCAAAAUUAAAAAUGAGAUGGAUCCAACUUUGACAUUCCGUCGAUCUUGCCGUGAAGGUAUUUGUGGAUCUUGUGCUAUGAAUAUUGGAGGAACAAACACAUUGGCAUGCAUCAGUAAAAUUGAAACAAACACAAGUACAAGCUGCGAUAUCUAUCCUUUACCACACAUGUAUAUUGUCAAGGAUUUGGUGCCAGAUUUAAAUAAUUUCUACAACCAAUAUCGCAGUAUACAGCCCUGGUUGCAGCAUAAAGAUACAAAGGAAACGGGUAGUCAACAAUAUUUGCAAAGUGUAGAAGACCGUAAAAAGUUGGAUGGUCUCUACGAAUGUAUUCUUUGUGCUUGCUGUAGUACUUCUUGCCCAUCUUACUGGUGGAACGGUGACAAGUACUUAGGCCCUGCAGUACUUAUGCAAGCAUAUAGAUGGAUUAUUGAUUCGCGAGAUACUCAAGCAAAGGAACGUCUAGAGAAACUAAAGGAUCCAUUUUCAGUUUACCGCUGUCACACUAUUAUGAAUUGUACACGUACUUGUCCGAAGGGUUUGAAUCCUGGAAAAGCGAUCGCGGAAAUAAAGAAGCUGUUGGCUAAUAUUAGUCAGAAGCCGCAGCCGGAGCUUACCGCAUCAGCGUCUUCGUAGUUAAAAAAAUUUAGGUAAAGCCAAAUAAAGUUGUUAUGUACGUGUUCUUUACAUUUUAUAGUGUGCAGCAGCAAAAGUAUUAUAUCAAUAUAUUUAUGUAUUUUAUAAAGUAUAGCGGAUAAAAUCUUCUCUUGUAAAUUGAAAGAUUAAUCAUGCUCUACUUGUAAAUAAAACCAACUUCCCACAUA